Phragmites australis (common reed) is the source of this 1021-nucleotide messenger RNA. Its product is annotated as serine/arginine-rich splicing factor SC35-like. Lineage: Eukaryota; Viridiplantae; Streptophyta; Magnoliopsida; Poales; Poaceae. The transcript has 7 exons. The record is from RefSeq and is a predicted model, not a curated record. The coding region runs from base 107 to 790 and encodes 227 amino acids. Gene Ontology annotation, molecular function: RNA binding.
UGAAAACAGGCCGAAUAUUAGAAAUUUUUCUGUGGCCACCUCCCCGGCUCCCGUGUGACCGCCUCCUCCUAUCCCAAAACCCUAACCACCGCCGCCGUCUCCGGCGAUGUCGCAUUUCGGGCGCUCCGGGCCGCCGGAGAUCCGCGACAGCUUCUCCCUCCUCGUCCUCAACGUCUCCUUCCGCACUACGGCUGACGACCUCUUCCCGCUCUUCGACCGCUACGGUGAGGUCGUAGACAUCUACAUCCCGCGCGACCGCAGGACUGGGGACUCGCGAGGGUUCGCGUUCGUGAGGUACAAGUACGAGGACGAGGCGCAGAAGGCAGUUGACAAGCUUGAUGGGAGGAUGGUUGAUGGGAGGGAGAUCAUGGUGCAGUUUGCGAAGUAUGGCCCCAAUGCUGAAAAGAUUCAUAAGGGGAGGAUUGUGGAAGAAAUUCCGAAGCCAAGGGGUCGUUCCAGAAGCCGCAGUCCAAGACGGAGGUAUCGAGAUGAUUUUCGGGACAGAGACUAUAGAAGGCGAAGCCGGAGCAGAAGUAGGGAGAGAUAUGAACGGGACAGCUACAAAGAUGGAGAUUAUCGUCACGGUAGCAGGACUCGUGGUAUUAUCCCCGAUUAUGACAGAAAACAUAACAGAUACAGUUCUUCAAAUAUUGGCAGCCGCUCACCUGUGCGGAGAAGUCCUAGCCGUAGCAGAAGCUACUCACCUCGUGAGGCGCCUUCUUCUCGUGAAGGAACUCCUAGCAGGCCCAGGGAUGACCGCUCUCCACAUUCUGGAAGCCCUUCAGCGUGAAUAUGAAUAUUAUACAAAGCUUCAGAGCUUCUCAUGGACAGAUUGGGCUAUCUAGACAGUUAUCAUUUGUAGUUCACUGCAUGUUACUAAGAUGACUUCUGUUUAUGCUAUAGGAUGAUGGGGCUAGAACUUCGAUUGAACGGAUGUGCUCCGUUUGCUUAUUAAAGCUAUAUGACACCAAUGGUGUAAUGCUCAAUGUCUCUGCAUUCGGUUUCCCAUACUGCUUCAUCA